CUGAACUGCCGGUCCAACACUUUUUCCGUAUAUUACAGUGACUUGUAGUGACCUGACAGCUGUGGCUUGUGGCUGUGCUUGUCCUGUGGCUUGAUAGUGGUCUGGUACGAAGCGCAAAGUACCUCUCUCUCUCUCUCUUUUUGGUGGGGCAAUCCGAUCACCAGCGGGAAAAAGUUGGAGGCUUCUGAAUUGAUAUCAGUCUCACGACCACGAUCCCCCUCUAUCUCUCCCUCUCUCGAGAACUCAAUUCCCAGCUCUCCGCCCUUCUACAACCCAGCCCGCCAUGUUCCGCACGCGGCUGCUACGGAUGCCCCGGCAGGCAUUGGGCCUGAACCUGCGCGCAUCCGCCGCCAAUGGCUCCAGCUUCAGCGCCAACUCCAGCUUCAACAAGAUCAACGCCGCAAGAGGCCUGCACUCGGUGCCUGCGCUGCCUCAUGACUUCUCCGAGGGCGUGCCCAAUCUGAUGAGCCCCGGCGGCUUCUCCCUUGCUUGGACAGACUACAUGACCGUCACGGUGGACAAGCUCAACGCCAUGAUUGCCGGCACCGAACUUGAAACCCACGACGUCAAGACCAUCCUCCUCAUGACGGCCCGCGAACCCAGCCAAGCCCCCAUCUUCAACCACGCCUCCAUGGCCCACAACAACCACUUCUUCUUCCAGGGCAUCGCCCCCCAAGGCACCCCCAUGCCCGACGAGCUGCGCCGCGAGCUCGAGGCCUCCUUCUCCUCCAUCGAGUCCCUCCGCCUCGAGUUCAUCGUCACCGCCUCCGCCAUGUUCGGCCCCGGAUUCGUCUGGCUCGUCAAGGCCGGACCGGGAGACUACCGCCUGCUGCCCACCUACCUCGCCGGGUCGCCUUACCCGGGCGCCCACUGGCGCAUGCAGUCCACCGACAUGAACACCGUUGGCAAUGAUGGCUCUGCGCGCUCGUAUCUUAGGAACCAGAGCCUUGGCGCUAGGAGGAGGGUUGGGGAUCUGCCUCCGGGAGGUAUUGAGCUGGAGCCGCUGCUGUGUCUUAAUACCUGGGAGCACGCUUGGUUGCUGGACUGGGGCAUGGGUGUGGAUGGAAAGGGCGGGAAGGCUGCCUAUGUUGAUGCUUGGUGGAAGUUGAUUGACUGGGAAAAGGUGCACCAGAGGUCUGGCGUGCUGCGCCCCGAGUACAUGUCAGAGACGUCUCCUUGAUAUGGAAACGAUGAGUAAGGGGAAGAUGAACAAAUGAAAAAGAAAAGAGAAUUCGGACGGAAUAAGAAGACGGGGGAAUUGGGCAACGAAAGAAUAAGAGAGGGCCAAGAUUAACGUAUAUAUGUCAUGCUAAGAAAGAAAAAAGGGAAACCGGUCCGCUGGGCGUACUUGAUCCGAGGGGUUGGUUAUUGUUGGAUCAAGAUGUCUGGUCGGAAGAGAUGUAAGAUAGUGUAAAGGUACUAUAUAUACUUAUUAUGCUCUAUCUGAAAACUAUGAGUAGAAGUGUAUCUUUUGGAGAGGCAGAUUGAGUUGUCAUGAGGGUGUGUUGUUGUGAUGGCUUCAGAGGC
Messenger RNA from Trichoderma harzianum CBS 226.95, 1527 nucleotides. RefSeq lists its product as hypothetical. The record is from RefSeq and is a predicted model, not a curated record. The transcript has 2 exons. Bases 284 to 1180 code for a protein of 298 amino acids. Gene Ontology annotation, biological process: superoxide metabolic process. NCBI's taxonomy places the organism in Eukaryota, Fungi, Ascomycota, Sordariomycetes, Hypocreales, Hypocreaceae. Gene Ontology annotation, molecular function: superoxide dismutase activity; metal ion binding.